Molecule: messenger RNA, 12161 nt
Organism: Girardinichthys multiradiatus
Lineage: Eukaryota; Metazoa; Chordata; Actinopteri; Cyprinodontiformes; Goodeidae
Gene: otog
Product: otogelin
Exons: 53
Coding region: 1-9231 (3076 amino acids)
Biological process (GO): L-arabinose metabolic process
Cellular component (GO): extracellular matrix
Molecular function (GO): alpha-L-arabinofuranosidase activity; protein binding
Source: RefSeq, a predicted model, not a curated record
AUGGAAGUUUUAACAGAUGGGGUGGAGAUGGGGGAGCCAUGUGAGUAUCCCUGCCUUAAUGGAGGACAGUGCAUCUUAUCGGAGUCAUGUGACUGCAGCUUGUUUCAGGCCACUGGACACAGAUGCCAGACAGUUCCAAAUCUUGGCUUUGAGAGAGAGAUGACCUGUAGGACAUGGGGCCAGUACAACUUUGAGACCUUUGACGGUCUUUACUUCUACUUCCCUGGCCGAUGCACAUACACGUUGCUGAAAGACUGUGAGGAAACCACCCAAGCCAGCAUUGUUGUCCAGGUCCACAAUGACCCAAACUGCAGCUCUGCUCCCUACACUUGUCAACGGUCUGUUAGUGUCUUUCUGCCGUGGGAGGGCGAGAUACAACUGCACGCUACCAGCAUCACUUUCAAAGGCGAAAGGUUUGAACUGCCUCACCACAUCCAUAACCUGCAGCUGGUGCAAAUUUCCCAGUAUGUGCUGGUGACGCAGCAGCAGGGUUUCACCCUGGCCUGGGAGGGUCUGAGCGGCUCAGUCUACAUUAAACUCAGCCCGGAGUUUGUGGGCCGAACCUGCGGCCUGUGUGGCAACUUCAAUGCAGACAUCCAGGACGACCUGAAGACGAGCUACGGGUUGCUGACCCAGAACGUAGAGAUGUUUGGGAACAGCUGGAUGGAGAUGGAGCCCCACCAGGACAGAUGCCCCCUGGUUCACUCUGCUUUCUCAUCACCUUGUGCUCAUGUUGAUACUGAAAACCUUCUGAAAGUGGAGGAGGUCUGUGCAGUGCUGCUGGACCUGCCUUUCCAGAGCUGCCAUGACUUUGUGAGCCCGCUGUCCUACAUGGCCAGCUGCUACAACGACCUCUGCAUGUCGGGUCCCAGCGGCGAUGUGGUAUGCCAGGUGUUCAGCGAAUACGCCCGAGCCUGCGCCCAUGCUGACCACCCACUGCACAACUGGAGGCAGCACAUUCCACAGUGUGUGAAGCAGUGUCCUCUGGGGCUGCUCUACAGGGAAUGCAUCAGCUGUUGCCCAGACUCCUGCAACCUGGAACAAACAUGCAUAGACAGCAAGCUGGCCUGCUUAGAUGGAUGCUACUGUCCUGAAGGUCUAAUCUAUGAGGAUGGAAGUUGUGUAGCACCAACUGAAUGUCCUUGUGAGUACCACGGCAUGGUUUAUCCCUCUGGACAAACGCUGCAGGAGGAGUGCAACAACUGCACAUGUUUGGGUGGAGUGUGGAACUGCACUGACAACAGCUGUCCAGGGGAGUGCUCCGUGACCGGUGAUAUGUAUUUUUGGUCGUUUGAUGGGAGGAUCUUCACCUUCCCUGCGACAUGUCAAUAUGUCCUCGCCAAAAGUCGCAACUCGGGCAAAUUCACCGUCACCAUCCAGAACGCCCCCUGCGGAACUUCCAUCUUGUCUCGAUUGCAGAAUUUAGAUGGGGCCUGCAUCCAAUCAGUUAACCUGGUCAUUGACGAGGAUACAAGGACAGAGAUCACACUGAGUCACGUCGGCGAGGUCUUCAUGGCCGGGCAGUACCGCAUCUCACUGCCCUAUUCUGACGACGUCUUCCACAUCCAGGAGCUGUCGUCCAUGUUCCUCCAGGUGAGGACGUCCUUCGGCCUCCGUCUGCAGUACAGCUGGACGGAGUUCCGUCUCUACCUGCAGGCUGACGAAACGUGGAAAGACGACACGGCGGGGCUGUGCGGCACGUUCAACGGCAACAUUCAAGAUGACUUCCUAUCUCCAUCUGGAAUGAUCGAGAGCACGCCUCAUCUGUUUGGAAAUGCCUGGAAGGUGUCAUCAGCCUGUUCACUCAGCCUGAGUACACCUCAGCUGGACCCCUGUGACACUCACCAGCAGGCUGUGACCUACGCCUCAGAGAUGUGUGACAUUCUUAAUCAAGAUCUGUUCUCCGCCUGUCAUGAGUACCUCAGCCCGACACCUUUCCAUCAGCAAUGCCACGCAGACACCUGUAGUUGCGGGACAACCUGCCUCUGCUCUUCCUUGGCUCAUUACGCUCGGCAUUGUCGGAGAUUCUCUGUCAUCAUUGACUUUCGAUCUCACGUAUCUGACUGUGCUGUCACCUGUCCUGCCACCAUGGAGUAUGGCACCUGCGUGUCCUCCUGCCCGCGCCGCUGCUCCUCCCUCUCCGUCCCGCAGCACUGUGGGGGGGACUGUGAGGAGGGCUGCGUCUGCCCCCAGGGGUCCUUCUACAACCACCGAACACACACCUGUGUGCACAGGAGUGAGUGUCCCUGCAGUUUUCUUGGAGCAGAUUACGAACCAGGAGAUGUGAUCAUGACGUCAGCAGGUGUUCAGCUCUGUCUUAAUGGUAAACUGGUGUCCCAGACUGCAGAAACUGACAGGCUUUGCCCGCCAGGUCAACUCUACCUGAAUUGCUCUGAUGGGGAAAACAACCUAACACCAGGAAGGGGCGUGGCCUGUGAGCGCACCUGUGAGUCCUUCCUGCUCAACAUCACCUGCUCUGCACACGAGCCCUGUGUCUCUGGAUGUGCCUGCCCGCCCGGGUUACUAAAACAUGGGGAUGAAUGCUUUGAACCUGAUAGUUGCCCCUGUUUGUGGAAAGGAAAAGAAUAUUUCCCUGGAGAUAGAGUUUCUUCUUCCUGCUACCAGUGUGUUUGCCAACACGGGAUGUUCCAGUGUAUGUUUCGUCCAUGUCCAUCUAUGUGCACAACUUACGGUGAUCGCCACUAUAGAACGUUUGAUGGGCUACUGUUUGACUACGCCGGUGCCUGCAAAGUUUAUCUUGUUAAGAGCAGCGCUGAUGUGAUGCUGAAUGUUAUGGCCGAGAACGUUGACUGCUUUGACAGCGGAAUCAUCUGCAGGAAAUCACUUCUGAUCAACAUUGGGGGAUCUUUCAUAUCUUUUGACGAUGAUUCUGGGAAGCUAAAUCCGUCUAGUGUGAUUGACAGGAAGCAGCAGAUGUUCAUCUGGCCAGCUGGAUAUUUCACAAUUAUUCACUUCCCAGAAAUAGAUGUGACGGUCUUGUGGGACCGCAAGACCACAAUUCACAUCCAGGUUGGACCCCGUUGGCAGGGGAAACUCAGCGGCCUGUGUGGGAACUUUGACCUAAAGACGAUCAACGAGAUGCGGACACCUGAUAACAUCGACUCUCCAACACCGCAGGAGUUUGGAAACAGCUGGACGGCAACAGAGUGUGUGAACAGUCCAGACAUCAGACACCCCUGCAGCCUGAGUCCUCUCAGAGAGCCGUUUGCAAAGCGUCAGUGCGCCGUCCUGCUCAGUGAGGUCUUUCAGACCUGCCACCCAGUGGUGGAUGUUACCUGGUUCUACAUGAACUGCCUUGCUGAUACAUGCGCCUGCAGCCGUGGAGGCGACUGCGAGUGUUUCUGCACCAGCGUGGCGGCGUACGCCCAGCGCUGCUGCCAUGAGGGCAUUCCUGUCGACUGGCGCUCACCCUCUCUCUGUCCAUAUGAUUGUGAAUUCUACAACAAAGUUCUGGGUAAAGGUCCAUUCAGGCUCUUCACCUUCAGGGAUCAGACGACUCUGUUGGCAGCCAGCGGGUCAGGCGGCUUUGUGUUCCUGCAGCGGGUCAACAUCAGCGUCAACGCCACUGCUGGGAUCCUUUCAGAGUUCAUGAUGACACCGGGUCUCAGCAGAGCUCGACCACAUGAUGCAUCGCGGGUUUCCUUUGAAGCAGCCGACAGACCAAACUACUUUCUCCACGCGAACGCCAGUGGCCAGGUGAGGCUGGCCAAGUGGGAGGAAAGUGAUGCAUUCUGGGAUGGAGCCACCUUCAUUCUCCACAGGAACACCUGGAUAUCGGGCUACGACUCACUAGAGUCGCACGCAAAACCAGGCUUCUUCCUUCACUUCACUCUGCCCCGCCUCCACCUGCUCAAAUUUAGACACACCUACAGUUUUCGCAGGGCCUCCCUGUUCAGACUGACAGGCCCCAGACCAGACACCCCACCAGGUCCUCAGUGUCAGUGGAGGUACGACUCCUGCAUCAGUCCCUGCUUCAGGACCUGCAGUGACCCAUUCGCCGAGUUCUGCGUCACCAUCCCACAAGUGGAGGGGUGCCUUCCUGCCUGCCCUGCGAACAAGGUCCUGGAUGAAGUCACCCGUCGAUGUGUCCAUGUUGAAGACUGUAUUAGGGUCCCAGAUUCUUUCCCAACUACCUUGCCCUCUACUGCAACUGAAACUUCUGAGACCACCACAUCAUCCACACCUCUGCACACAGAUCACACAGUAAAAGUUCCCACCAGCACUAUGUCUAGUAGUACUUCUUGGAGCAAAUACACCACCUCAUCCAAAGCACCACCCCACCAUGAUGAGCCGACCCAGCCUGAAUCCAUCACUCAUUCUGCAACUCCUGAACAUUCCAGAACUUUCUCUGGGCCAACAGUGCCAUCUGCUGUCAGGCCAGAGGUUGUGGAGCCGCUGUCCACAGUCGGAGUAAGUAAAACUCCGUCCACAACAGCUGCAACAAGAUGGACAACCAGGUGGACAAGCACUACCCUCAGCCCAUUCAGCCUUACCAAGUCUAGGACAACCAGAGCUCCUUUUGACACCUCUUUCACUAAACUGACCGACUCCCAGGGCGCCCCACUCACCACCACAGCUGUAACCACUACAGCAGCACAGACUACAACUUCCGCUGAGAGACCGACCUCAGUCAUCACUUCUUCAGUUGUACAUCCACAUGAAGACACAGCAGAGGGCGCAAGUUCAGCAAUUACUUGGACAACAACGACUUUAAGUCCAAUUUCACCUUCAGUUUCAGAAACGUCUAUAGAUCGCGACAGAACCACUGUCUCCAGUACAACUACUACUUUCUAUACAGGCACCAGUACAAAAGCUGCAACGUUAGAGGGAAUGGCAACAGUAUCAUUUAUCCUGCCAGAAUUACCAAGCACAAGCUCUACAACAGCUUCUCCUGUUCCCACCUCACCUCUUGUAGAAACAGGAACUCUAUCUUUAACAACAACAACUUCACCAAAGACUACAGAACAAUUUAGACUAGUUACUCCAUUAACUACCAGUAAAGAAACACAAAGUGGUACCUCAGAAAGGAUUUUGCACACUGUUCAAACUGAUCAUACAACUUCUGCAACUGUUUCUGUAUUAUCCACAACAACCAUCCAUCGUACUACCCCCUCUACAACUUCAGCGUCUGCUUCCCCCUCAGCUACUACAGGGUGGCAAGCAUCAUCCACAAAGAGAGUUACCAUCCCGAAAUCCCCAGCAUCUAGAACCCCUGCAGUUUCUACAACAACAGUUUCACAUCCACCUGCGAAAAUGACAGACAGCACCACUCCUUCUUGGGGUACGUCAACAGCCUAUGAAAGGACUUCAUGGUCUGCUGCUGUCCCAUUAACAGGGAAAACCACCACCAGCAAGCUAACUUCAAGACCCCUUGUGGUUCCAGAAACAUCCACGACUUCCACAGAUGUUCUGUUCACCACAAAACCCUCUACAGUAAUUACUACUUUACCACAAUCAUCAACAACAGAGAGCACUUCCCAUCCCUCCCAUACUGAGCGGACUUCUGUGCCUUGGCAUCUCUUCCACUGGCAGACCACCUCCACUUCCACUGCUACCUACAGACCUCCAAUGUCUGGGUUGCCCUCUGAAUCUGCUACCAUGUCUAUUAAAUCUCUUGAAGUUCCUCAUCCUUCAGUAACAUCUAGGACAACUUCCACCUUUGCAACAACUACCACCACCAGAAUGAAAACAACAGCUCCAGAAAGUGGAGCCACAACUACAAAGAAGUUGAUUACAACCCCGGCUCCCCGUGUGCCCGCCUCUCCUGAGACCCUCCUUACCACAAGUCCUACCGGAGCUGUACUCUCUAGUCUUCACACCACCGUUAAGCCUGUCUUUGUUGGGUUGAUUACAGAGACUUCACAUUCAGAUAUCGACAGACUAUCAACUACAACUACAAGCACAUCUUCUCCGUCGUUGUAUUCACCCCGCACAACAACCUCUGCAAGAGCUCCAGCUGUAUCUACCAUCCUGGACAAGGUCACAACCAGAUUGGUGUCCUCUUCAAGAGCUACACCCACCAUUGUGAGGACAUCAACCCUCACAGCAACACCCAAAGUUCCUGAAACAACAAGAGGUACACCCAGAAUGACGUCAGCCUCAAUCAGGCCCAUCACCCCAAAGAUCACCAUUGCGACGAGACCUUCAGUAAUCACCACCAGAUCAACAACAGUCCGCUCGCCAGCUACAACUCCAACCAUUGCAACAUCAGCAGCCAGAACUGAUCAUGUUAUCACAUCAGCAGCAAGUCCCCAUUCAACCACCAUAACAGCUCCAGUAGUGGUCCAUUCACCAAAAACAGCACCAUCACCUACAACCGUCUUCGUUGUAGAGUCAACCACAACCAAACAAACUGAAAUACCACCAUUUCCAUCCCAGCGUCCUGAUGUCUUUGUCUCAACCCAGAUGCCUGGUAUUUCAGUUCCAACUACACCUCCACAAGGGCCCAUCACCACCUUCCAAAAGAUUCAUACAAGUCCAGCUUCAACACCAUCUUGGAGUUCUCCUCUUACAGCAGUGGAAACAAUGAGCCGCUCAACUAAACAAUCAACAUUGAUGACAGAAACACCUAUAAGGAUGUGCACUCCUCCAUAUGCAGAGAUUGUUGACGAAUGCACAAAGUACAUCUGUGUCAACAACCAGCUCAUCCUGUUCAACAAAUCCCAGAGCUGCCCCUUUACAGCCGGGCCUCCAAACUGUGGACUGCUUGGUUUUGCUGUUCUGGUUAAUGGAGACAAGUGUUGCCCGAAAUGGGAUUGCCCAUGUCGCUGCUCGAUGUUUCCUGAUCUGAAUGUGAUCACUUUUGAUGGGGACAGCUUUGCCAUUUUCAAAGCCGCCUCAUACAUUGUUACCCAGCUGCCCAAUGAGACCCUUAGUGUCCUGAUUCGGGAAUGCCCGGCGGACUCUGAGAUACCACUCAUCUGGAAUUUCACCAACUUGUGUCUGGUCUCACUGAACAUCACACACAAAUCCAACCACGUUGUCAUCAACAGACUGCAGAGGAGACUCUACGUAAACUCACGAUACGCCAAGCCCCGUUUUAAAAAGUACGGCUUUGAGAUCUACGACACAGGCAACAUGUACCUGAUCCGUAGCCCGGCUGGCCUCAAGGUGCAAUGGUACCACAGCACUGGCAUGAUGGUGAUUGACACUGACAGUUCCGGCAGUAAGCUUCCUACCAUGGGGCUCUGUGGAUUCUGCGAUGGAGACAUUACCAAUGACCUUACGCUGCCCAAUGGUACCAUUUUGGGUGUAAGCAAGGACCCAACUAUGUUUAUCGACAGCUGGCAAGUUCCCAACACCACCAGCUAUGUCAGCUAUAGCCGCCGACGUGAGCACAACUGCUCCACCAGUGAUUGCUCACGCUGUCUGGCCAUGCUAGAAGACAACGCAUUCACCCCUUGUCACACAUUUAUGCCCCCCAGCACAUUUUGUGAGGUUUGGGUGAGAGACUCAGAGUACGUAAACAAUCAGUGUGUGGCUCUGGCUGCUUAUGUGGCAUCCUGCCAUAAAUUCAGUAUCUGCAUCGAGUGGAGGAGGCCAGAUUACUGCCCCUUUGUGUGUCCUGGCACUCUGAGCUACCAGGCCUGUUUACCAGCCUGCACUUCUCAGUCCUGUCCGAACCACGACUCUGACUCAGAUCCGGACCACUGCUCAGGCCUGACAGAGGGCUGCGUGUGUCCUAAAGGCACCCUGCUCCAUCGACCGUACUCUGCUCUCUGCAUCCCCACUGAGAAGUGUGCCUGCACCGACAGCUCCGGCGUUCCUCAUGCACACGGUGAGGUGUGGAAAGCCUCAAAGGACGGAUGCUGCAUGUAUCGCUGUGACAAUGACACCAUCGUUCCUGUGGAGUACAACUGCUCGAGCAUGCCGGGGCCAGUUUGCCAUCGAACUGGCGAAAUGAUCAUCAGCAUGUCUGACGACACCAGCUGCUGUCCACACAAAGUCUGCGUGUGUAAUCAGAGCUUGUGUGAUCACUUCCCCCCUGAGUGUAAAUAUGGGGAAAAGCUGGUGUCGUACUACAGACCAGACUCCUGCUGUCCAGACUACGUCUGUGAGUGUGAUCCUGAGCUUUGUGAGUCUGAGAUCCCAACCUGCAGAGAAGACCAGACUCUGGUCGCCACCAGAGCUAACGGCAGCUGCUGCCUGGCCCACAUCUGCAUGUGCUCCUCCUGUGUUGAGAUGCCUCCUUCCUGCCAGGAUGGUGAGGUUCUGUGCGUCGACAGAAACAGCACAGAUCGAUGCUGCCCAUCCUACCAAUGUGUGUGUGAGCCCUAUAGGUGUCCUCAGCUGAGUUGUCAUGUUGGGAUGUCAGUUGUGUCCGUUUCCAGUCCGAAUGUCUGCUGUCCCAACCAAACAUGCGAGUGCACUUGUGAAAAGGUCAUCUCUCCAAAAUGUAGCCUGGGAGAAGCUGCACAGCUUGAUCGGGCCUUUCUGUCCGAUCCACAGAACCAGUGUGCCUGCAAGAGAUACAAGUGCGUGCGUGAGGCUGUGUGUGUGUUUGGUGAGCGGGGAUUAUUGCGGCCGGGUCAGACUCUGGUUGAGCACGGAGACGAUGGCUUGUGUUACAGUCGCCACUGCAGCCAAGUUUUAGACCCGUUGAGUGGAUUUUACCUGCUGCGGACUUCCACCGUCAACUGCUCCGCCCACUGCCAACCGAAUCAGAUCUAUGUUCCUCCCAAAGACCAGUCAACAUGCUGUGGUGUCUGUAAAAACAUUUCCUGCCUCUAUCAACAUGAAAAUGGGACGAUAGGCCUCUAUAAGCCUGGAAGGUCCUGGGAAUCAAACUGCAAGAAGUUUGACUGCUCCGACACUUCAAUUGGACCAACACUCAUCUCCUACUCUUACAGCUGCCCCCCCUUCAAUGAAACAGAGUGUAUCAAGAUUGGAGGAACUGUCGUAAGUUACAUGGACGGUUGCUGCAAGACAUGCAAAGAAGAUGGGAAGUCGUGUCAGAAAGUGACGGUGAGGAUGACGAUCAGGAAGAACGACUGCCGCAGCAACCGGCCGGUGAACAUCGUGUCCUGUGAUGGGAAGUGUCCCUCUGCCAGCAUCUACAACUACAACAUCAACACGUAUGCUCGCUUCUGCAAGUGCUGCAGGGAGAAUGGGCUGCAACGACGCUCUGUGCAGCUUUACUGCAGCAGCAACGCUACCUGGGUCAGCUACACCAUCCAAGAGCCAACAGACUGUUCCUGUCAGUGGUCCUAAACACAAACACUCUAAGAACAUACACUGAUAUUCAGCAAGAAAGGUCUCAUCAGGAAAAAUAUCUCCAAGAUUUACAAACCUCACAGUGUAUAUGAGGAGGACAGCAUUAAGGACGUUGCGACUGAUUGAUGUGGAACUGUGAAUAACACCCCUGCAGGAUGCUGGGAGGGUUCAUAAGGUGGCUUCUCUGACUGUUAGUGAUCUCAGUAAGUAUUUGUAGUACCUCUGCUGGCAGGGAGAUGGAGGUGUAGAGCAGAAGAGCAGAUGUAACCAGGUCCUGCAGCACUGGCUGUCCCACACAAUGAUUGCACUGAUACUCACUUUCCCAGCAAAGACAUCCAAGAAAGACAACUAUUAAAUGACAGCACAUCAGAACUGAAGAUUAUUCUGUCUCAUUGUGACUACAGUUAAAGCAGAGUAUAGGGUCUAAAAGCUAUGCUUUAAGGUUUACAGGUAGAAACAUAUAUCAUCCAUUCCCUUGGAAAAUGUGUUGCUUACUUGUGUAAUAAUAAAAAAAACAACCUUUAAACAUACUGUUCCACAAAGUUUCAAAUAUUGUCCAAUAAUAAUAAAUUUUGCUGUUUUAAAGGCACAAGGGCCUAUUUGGUCAAAACUCGAUGGUUCUUCCAUUUGGUUCUUCUCUCUGUAAAAAAAUAUUCAACACCAUAAAAGUGAUGCAUACUGAGCCAAUUUGAAUUGUUUGCACAUAACUCAAAAUCGCUCCUACACAUAAUAUUUAAUACAGGACUUAUAUAAUAUUUUACUGCAACAUUUUCUUUUCAAUUGAUUCCAUGGUUUUAACUCUUGAUAUUUUUAUGUGUUUUAUUGUCUGAAGUCUGAAAAUGUAAAGUGAGAACCAAGUAGCCAGGAAAACAAACAAAGGUUUCUGAAGAGUAGGUGGCUUACAGAAAACCAAACUUAGGUAUUACUGCAUAACACAAAACUAUUUAAGACUACCUAAGACGAAUUUAGGGAAAGCAAGGUCUACAACUCAAAUGUGAAUUCAUACCAUUGAGAUUUAUUUGCAAAUUUGUCCAGUGCUGAGAACUGUGACUUGAAAACCUAAUAAGCUAGCGCAACACCCAGAGAUUCAAAAGAUUUCUGAGGAGAGCCCAGUUUGGCUAUAAUUCACCACAGUGGUGACUAACCAUUUGUGUCCAAAAGUUUAUAAUUAGUAAAACUGCAAUUAUGGCAGGAUUCUGACAUUUAAUCUUGGGCACAUGUGUGUCCUUCACUCCCAGGUCUCCCAACCGUCAAUAAAAUAUUUUCUAUCACUGAGCCAUGGUUGUAUAAAGCAUGGCAGUAGGCAACAAAGACAUGAAUGUCUCCCUUUCUCUGCACAUAGUCUGUGUUUUAUUUGCGACGGCUUGACUACACUAAAGUAAUGUAGCUGAGAAUACCAUCUAACUCCCAUAUCAGACUCUAGGUCCAUUUGGUGCUAAAUGUUACUUCAAAGUAAAGUUCACAUGCAGUGGAUGAGAAGGAAGUCUCUCUACUGAGAGAGCAGACAUAAAAAGUAAAAACCAUAGAAAAACAACACAUCUUACCUUGGACACUUUAUGCUCACAAACAUCUGCACUGACGUUGAUAGUCUCUCGCUGACUUUACUCAAGCUAUCCGUCAUUGCCGUGGCAUGAACUGUGGUAUGUUCUCAUCCCUCAGCCUUGAAUUAUUUUUUAUCUUAAAGCCAAGUUUAAUUAUCUUUGUUAUCUUGGUGCAGAGAAACUGUUUUUGGGAGGUAAGGCAAAACUUAAAGUCGCUGAAGUGCUAAUUGGUUUACAGACAGAAGAAGAUUAUUUUGCUUAUCUCAUUUCAAACAGAAUGUACGGGCAAACAGUGAUUUCUUUCUGUUUCAGACUUUUAUGGGUUUUAGGUUUUUUUGGCUGUAAAAAAUAUAUUUACCUUUUAAAGUAAUAAAGGUUUGAGGAGAAAACGCUGAGAAGAAACUUCUAAACUCCUUUUUACCUUCUAAAAAAACAUAACAAAACAGAAAACAGAUUACCUUAAAGUGAACACAAGGCCCAAGCACAAACAUACGAGACGAGGCAUUUAUAUCUUAAUAUAUUUUAUGACCGUGUUUAGAUUUUGACAUUGACUGGAAAUUGUUUCUAUUUGUAAAAUGUUAUCUCUUUAGAGGAAGGUUCAUCUCCUAAAGAGACCAUGUCUAUCAUUCUUUUGCUCAUAUAAAUCGAAGAUCUUCACUGUAUUAAGGGCAGACUUAGGUGAUUUUUCUUAUCAUUAAACAUAUUUAUAUUUAAACAAAUUGUGGUUCCUGCUGCCCUAUGCUGUUUCCACCUCCCUGCCCUCCUGUACAAGACGUGCCAAUUCGAAAAGUCAUCUUUCUUUUAUAAGAGCAUCUUGCCAUCGCUGUCUUAUUUAGUUUAAAAGAAAAAUACUUUUUAAAUGAGUUAGGAUGCAGUCCAGAAGGAAGAAAGUGCGGUAUUCAGAGAACACCUCCCAGCUCAGUUUUGACCAUCAUUAUCUUUAAAUCUGACCCCAAAAAGUUGUGUUGUUUUUGUAAAUAACUAAAUUCAAGUGCUCUUAAAAUUCUUUGCAGUGCAUAAUUUAGAUUUAUCUCUCUUAGAAAGGCUGAUGUAAAAUGUAUAUUCUGUGAUGUGGAUUUUACUCUCUGUAAUCAAUAUUUCUGAUAUCUUAUUAACUGAUUGAAAUCCAGCUGUUUGUGGAGCACUUUAUUUAUUUAUUGGAGUUUGAUAGAAGACAGAAGUUCUGUUCUAUAAGAUAGAUUUGACCCAAAAGGAGAAGAAACAACACAAUGCAAGUCUGAUUUGGAUUUUCUCAAACAAGACAGAUGCAUGUUUCUCUGUGGAUGAAAUGUUUGUUACAAACAGACUCCCGGAUAGCUAAGUUGAAGAGGAUUUGUUUUAUACAGAUGUACAUUUGACUUUUCAAUAAACCUUUUGGACGCUCAA